AACUCAAAAUUGAAGCCUCUUUUUGCUGGGAUGCAAGGUGGUCCCGGAAAGUCUUCGUUAUUUGGCCAGUUCCUCGAAAACGGUCCUCUGGGAAUGGAUGCGACCGGACACUUGUUCCGCAGAAGGCCAUCCAUCUUGUCGACUUUCAACGUCGUCUAUUUGGACGCACCAGCAGGGUCCGGAUACAGCUUCGAUACCACUGGAACGUACCCCUCCACACUCGAGGAAUCUUCCGUGCACACCAUCCGAUUUCUCAGGAGAUUUCUGCGAAUUUUCCCCGAGUACAAGAACAGGGAGUUCUUCAUCGCUGGAGAAUCGUACGGAGCAAGAUCAGCAAUUGGGUUGGCGCAGAGAGUGCUAUCAAGACCAACGGACCUGCCUUGCCGCUUAAAAGGAGUGAUGCUGGGUGUGGGGUUUGUCUUUCCGCUUUUAGAGAUCAUCAACUCGGCCGAUUAUCUCUACUAUUCGGGCCUGCUAGACAACCAUGGUCGCACUAAGUUCGCACUGCGAUUUCAGGAGAUCCAACACCUUGUCGACGAGCAAAAUCCAAUUGAAGCCGCAAAGUUGCUGUAUCACACAGUCUUCAACAUGCACCCGGCAAGACAUCAAAGCUUGUUCGAAGAACUGACUGGCUUCCAGAGCCACGCAAAUAUCAUAAGGGAUCGGAUGUCGAGAAGGUUCGAGACGUACAUGUCGUACGCAAACAGUACGGAAUUUAAACAAAUUAUUCACGUUUCACCUAAGAGAGCCCUCGACGCCACAAGGUCUCAACUUGCUAUGGCGUUAGCGGUGGGUGACUUCUUCGUUGACAAGAGAGAAACAUUGGUGGAAGUACUCAACAAUGUUGCCGUCCUUUUCUACACAGCACAGCUGGACGCCGUAUUCCCAUCAGUCAAUAUGGAACGUUCAUUUUUGAACUUGAACUGGAGGGGUACUGAGGCGUUCAAGGAAGCUGCUCGAAAACGCUGGUACCACGUAAUAAAUGGCCGUAAAGAACUCAUGGGUUACCAGAAGAUUGCAGACACCGUUAUGUAUACCACCUUGCUCGUUAGUGGCCAUCUUGUAUCAUUCGACCAUCGGAGGUAGUCAUCGACUUGUACC
Messenger RNA from Rhipicephalus sanguineus (brown dog tick), 1101 nucleotides. Its product is annotated as probable serine carboxypeptidase CPVL. The record is from RefSeq and is a predicted model, not a curated record. Bases 31 to 1086 code for a protein of 351 amino acids. NCBI's taxonomy places the organism in Eukaryota, Metazoa, Arthropoda, Arachnida, Ixodida, Ixodidae. Gene Ontology annotation, molecular function: serine-type carboxypeptidase activity. The transcript is spliced from 2 exons. Gene Ontology annotation, biological process: proteolysis.